CCCCAUGACUCCCAAUUACUCGCGUAAGAACUUCUCCUCCAGUUUUUGCUUCAAUAAGUUAACGCUUCUCCUUCUAUUCGUAACAGUCGCACUCGGGUGGCGCCACCGCCGGACUUCUUCUUUUUUUGCUUAACCCACCUAAUUCCGGUUGUUACAGGAAAGAAACGAAAUUAACAACUAGUUUAUUAAUUAAUUAAUUAAUUAGCCACUAUUAUUAUUACUAAUAACAAUCAUGGGUUUCUUUCGUAACCUCUGGGACGACGCCCUCUCCGGCUCUACCUCCGACUCCAGCCUCGGCAAGCUUCGCAGAUAUAACUCACUCCUCUCCCGUUCAAAUAUUCCUCCCUCCGCCGCACACGCCGACGAAACCACCCCCGUCUCCCGCAGCAUCACUAUUCUCCGGACCAACAGCCUCUCCUCUUCCCCUUCUACCCCGUCGUCUCCGGCUGGAUCCAGCGCUGCUGGUUCCCCUUUCUCAGCGACGUCGCCCGGCGGGGAUUUCAGGAAAUUAACACGGAGGAAAUCUACUACCGAAGCCCGUAGGGAGUCCAAAAGUCCAACUGGUUAUGAUUGGAUCGUUUUGAGUUCGCUGGAUCGUUAAACGAAGACCCAAUCAGACGACCACUGCGUUCUCAGCAACAUCUUUCAAUUCUAUGUGUGUAUAUGUGUAUAUGUAUAUAUAUGUAUUUAUACACAGACAUAUAUAAAAAUAACAUCUGUGUAUGAUAUGCAGCCCGUGAUUUGUAUAAUAUAUGUGGCGUAAGGUAAUGUAGUAUAGUAGUAUUUAAUAAGAUGAGAUGCUUCAGAAAUCGCAGAUCAAUGGAGACAUUGCUGCUUCAAGUUUCCCAAAAGAGGAAAACUAUAUGCUUCUAGCUGCUUAUGUUUGGAUCUUUUUAUGUUGUUAUUUUGUUUCACGUAGAUAGAUGAUCCAGGCAUCUUCUUGACAUGGUUCUUGAAAAACCUCGAUCUUGUAAAAUUUUGAUAAUGUCAAUGAAGCUUCCAUCUUUGUAUGAUAA
Lactuca sativa (garden lettuce) is the source of this 1016-nucleotide messenger RNA. RefSeq names its product dormancy-associated protein homolog 4. The record is from RefSeq and is a predicted model, not a curated record. Lineage: Eukaryota; Viridiplantae; Streptophyta; Magnoliopsida; Asterales; Asteraceae.